Vidua macroura (Pin-tailed whydah) is the source of this 2118-nucleotide messenger RNA. RefSeq names its product T cell activation inhibitor, mitochondrial (gene TCAIM). The transcript is spliced from 12 exons. Bases 276 to 1808 code for a protein of 510 amino acids. Gene Ontology annotation, cellular component: mitochondrion. The record is from RefSeq and is a predicted model, not a curated record. Lineage: Eukaryota; Metazoa; Chordata; Aves; Passeriformes; Viduidae.
GCCGGAUCGCCGUCAGCUUUUCCGCCCUCUGGGAAGACCUUGCCUUUAGCGGAUCUUAAAGCGAAUUCUAACAGGGCUGUUUUCGGUGGUUAAAAUUAUUAGUGCUCGGACCACUGCAGCUGAUUCCCUUUCAAGCAGUGAGCGUGUCACGUACACCCGAGCUUAUUUUCUGGGCGCUGUCAUCUUGUUGAUUUUCACGCUGUUUUCUCCGUGCUGCCUCAAGUGUAGUGAGUUAGUGGAUGGCUGAAAUUUGGCUCAACCAUUAAGUUGCUGAAAUGUUUUGCUGCUUGAGAACCGUGAGAAGCUUGAAGCUUUCAGCAGAGCAUCCACAGUUGAAAAUUCUCCAAAGCCAUAUGCCUGUCCUCAAGUUAUGUCUGGACAAGAUAUUGCUGCAGUGCAUUCUUCAGUCAAGAACUUUGUCAGGCGCUGAUGCCAUCAAUGCUCUCAGACCUUUCUAUUUUGCUGUACAUCCAGAUUUCUUUGGCCAACAUCCCAAAGAGAGGGAAGUAAAUGAAAACUCUCUGAAGAGGCUGAAUGGCUACUUGGAGAACCUACAGAAACCAGGAUUUCGUUCCUUUAAGCCAACUCAGCUUACUUUUUAUGUAAGAGAAAGAGAGCCAAACUCUUCUAAUGUUCAGGAACCCUUCAGUGCUUCAGGGUUUCGAGCAGUCAGUUUUACAUUACAUACUAGGGAUCUCCUGAGCACAGUACUAGAUAUUCUCAACUCCUGCAGUUUAUCUACAGAGCAUGUUCAGAGUUUGAAUGUGAACUCUCAGUCCCACAAGGAAGCAAAAAGCACAGUGAACAGACCUAUCAAAUGGGAUAAGACUUAUUAUUCAUUUACUGGAUUCAAGGAUCCUGAGGAGGAACUAGAGCAAGCCCAGAGAGUGGAAACAACUUUACUGUCCUGGCUAGAUGAUAAUGAAGCAAGUGCAGUAAAAAAACUGAAAAAGAGUUUGCCACUUAGAAAAGAAUUAGAACGUUUAAAGAUUGAACUUUCUCAUGAACUCCAGCUCUCAGAUAUCAGGUGGCAGAGAAGCUGGGGCAUUGCUCACCGCUGUAGCCAGCUACACAGUCUGGGCCGCUUAGUCCAACAGCGACCUGAAAUAUUAGAGAAUGUUAAAGGACGCACAGUGGUAUUUACAGACCGCUCGGGUAUGAGUGCAGCAGGUCACAUAAUGCUGGGGACCAUGGAUGUUCACCAUCACUGGACCAAAAUUUUUGAGAGACUGCCAAAUUAUUAUAAGCUUCAAAAAAGGCUGCUGCUUUUGGAAGAUCGGAUAAGCCAACUUCUGGGAGGCAUCCAAGUAAUAUAUAUUGAAGAACUGCAGCCUCUGUUGACUCUAGAAGAGUACUUUGAGACUCUGAACUCUUUCUAUAAUAAACUACAUGACAGCAGAUUACCUUUUCAUCCUCGCAGUCUGCGAGGCUUGCAAAUGAUUCUGGAAAGUGACAGAUAUGCACCAAGCUUACAUGAACUUGGACACUUCAUGAUCCCAACGGUCUGUGAUCCAGCAGCACUUCAAUGGUUUAUUUUUGCCAAAGCACAGGAAGCAAGAGAGAAUUUGAAAAGAAAGGAGGAGAUGAUGAUUACAGAGAAGGAGCUAAUCAACACUUCCACGGAAAGAUUUUCUUUGGAUCGGCUGUAUAAGGAACCCAGUGUUUCCAGUGCACAGAUGAUAGAUUGUUGUAAGCGGCUGCUGGAGGAAUCCUUACCCUACCUACAAGGCAUGCACCUCUGCAUUUCGCAUUUCUACUCUGUGCUGCAGGAUGGAGACCUGUGUAUACCUUGGAACUGGAAAAACUGAGGGAUGUAUCUGAUAAUCAGAUGAAUUGUUUUAUUUUCUGUAAGAGUUUAUAAAUAUGAAUGUUUUUAAGAGUAAAUUAUUUAAAUCUGUAUUUUGAUAUCAGUAUUCAGCUCACAGAUUUUCUUUCAACUGCUGCUGAGGAAGGAUUGCAGUUCUAGACAAUUUGCACAAUGCGCAGUAUUGGUAGUCCUGGGAAAGACAUCUGUACGUUAUCCAUUCUACAGUAGGAGUCCCAGUGUAUGGUUACAGUUGUGAAACCACAUUUUUGUAGUGAAUUCUGAAAAUACAUUAAAUUUCAAGUCUGCAAAAA